UUCAGAACACUGCCCGACACUGUGUCGGUGGUAUCAAGAGAGCAGAAUGGCGGGUGAGGGCAAAUCCGAGGGCAAAGCCGCUAAAUCCGAGGGCAAAGGAGCGCCCAAAAAAGGCAGCAAGAAAGCGAUUCGCAAACCGCAGACUGCGGGCAAGAAGCGCAGGAGGUCGAGGAAGGAGAGUUACUCCAUCUACGUGUACAAGGUGAUGAAGCAGGUCCACCCGGACACCGGCAUCUCCUCCAAGGCCAUGAGCAUCAUGAACUCCUUUGUGAAUGACAUCUUCGAGCGCAUCGCGUCCGAGGCUUCCCGCCUGGCGCAGUACAACAAGCGCUCGACCAUCACCUCCAGGGAGAUCCAGACCGCCGUGCGCCUGCUGCUGCCCGGGGAGCUGGCCAAGCACGCCGUGUCCGAGGGCACCAAGGCCGUCACCAAGUACACCAGCUCCAAGUGAGGGCUCACAGUCACUCCAUCUACACACAAAGGCUCUUUUCAGAGCCACA
This is a messenger RNA of Callorhinchus milii (elephant shark), 500 nucleotides long. RefSeq names its product late histone H2B.L4-like. Lineage: Eukaryota; Metazoa; Chordata; Chondrichthyes; Chimaeriformes; Callorhinchidae. The coding region runs from base 47 to 451 and encodes 134 amino acids. Gene Ontology annotation, molecular function: protein heterodimerization activity; DNA binding; structural constituent of chromatin. The record is from RefSeq and is a predicted model, not a curated record. The transcript has a single exon. Gene Ontology annotation, cellular component: nucleosome.